AUGUCAAGGCUUCAUGGCAGCGCAUAUGAUGACCUUUUCUGUCCGGGCGCACUUGCGCUCCCUGCAACGCAUCGGACAACACGCGGUCAAGCCAUUGCUGCAGAAUGGCGUGCUCUAAUCGCUUCGAAAGAAUGUUCUAUGGCCCGAUGGGAUGAAGACUCACGUGGCACAAUCGGAGAACUGAUGCCAGUUGAAUUCGCACAGCACGCCACCAGAGCCACUGAUUACCUGAUUCUUGUCGCCAUUUACCGUGUUGCAUUCAGCAAGCCAUCAACGAAGGUUUCUUCCGGAUGCAUAGCCGCUGCUCGUAUAAGCCUCCGUGAGCAUACUCAGUGUAUCGCACUGCUCGCCAGCUACAACAACGAUCCUGCUCCGUUCGAGCUAUGGGUCAAUGGGGGGCUAAUUCUCUUUCCGUUCUUGCCUUUCAACAUCAUCUUCUGCAGCGUCAUUGAGACUGCCAAUCUCGCAGACCUUGAAAGUCUGAAGACUUAUGUUGAUGCUCUAGCGUCGCUCGCAGAAAAGCCAGAAUACACAUCAUGCACAAAGCAACUGGAGAUAUUCAGGGCGCUGCACAAGCUGGCUUUAGUGCACAGUGAGAUCAGAGCCCAGAUGCAGCUAAGCUCCUCUUCAUCUGGCCCGUUAUCAAGCAGCGCGAAGGACGCAGAACUGGAGGGAUUGCCGAACACAUUAGGAGGGCUACCGUCAUGGCAUGAUCGUGAUGAGAUGUGGAACGGGAGCAUAAAUAUCACCAACGAACCCUCUAUUUUAGCAAGUCAGCCAUGGGCCAACUUUGGUGGCAUGGAUCUUGAUCCACUUGGUACGCAGUUGGGGUAUUGGAUUCAGGAAUCCAGCCAAGAUUUUGACAAUUUCGACGAGACAUGA
This is a messenger RNA of Alternaria arborescens, 882 nucleotides long. RefSeq lists its product as hypothetical. Bases 1 to 882 code for a protein of 293 amino acids. NCBI's taxonomy places the organism in Eukaryota, Fungi, Ascomycota, Dothideomycetes, Pleosporales, Pleosporaceae. The record is from RefSeq and is a predicted model, not a curated record. The transcript has 2 exons.